AAUCACUAUAAACUACAACAGAAACGUCCAACUAGCUAUAAUGAAUGAGCUUUAGUGGAAACUGGUAAAUGACAGAAAUUAUAUAAACAGUUGUAGGAAUAAUUAAAGUAUUGUCAGUGAUCAAACUCCGACAUGAAUAAACUACAACUACAGCAGAAGUGGGUAAACGACAGUUUGGGUGAAUAAACUACAUUAGAGCGAUAGGCCUCAGGGGUCAGCCAUCUUGUAGCGGGAGGACAGAUUGAUGCGGUGACACGCGGCAUGUUUGGUGCUAACAGAAAGAAGUUUAUGGAGGGAGGGCUAGACAGCGACUACUCUGAUGACUCCGGUCUUUAUUACAGCCAACAGUCCAUGUUUCCUCCUCAUCGACCUGACAAAGACAUGCUGGCGUCGUCCUCCUCCUCCACCAGUCAGCUGUCCCAGCUGGGAGCCAGUUUAUACGGCCCACAGAGUGCACUUGGGUUUCCCAUGCGUGGGAUGAACAGCAGCGCGGCCCCCCCGCUCUGUCGAACGGGGCUGAACCAGUCUGCCAGCCAGCUCACCAGUCACACCAGUACUCCCAACUCCAGCUCGCUGCACACGCCCCCCUCGCCCAGCAGGGGAAUUCUGCCCAUGAGCAGCCGGAGCGUCCUGAACCACAACCAGCAGGUGGGGGGUCCAACGGGUCAGGCGGGUGGGAUAGGAGCAGAGAGGGGGGGAGGUGGAGGAGGGGGGAGGAGCGGCACCAUGGGGAGUCCCAGCCGGUCGUCUCCGAGCAUCAUCGGGAUGCCCAAACAGCCACAGUCACGGCAGCCGUUCACCUUCAACAGGAAUCCAGGCUUCAACAUGAAUAGCUCUUUAUCCAACAACAUCUUUAAUGGCACAGACGGCAGUGAGAAUGUGACGGGUUUGGACCUGUCUGACUUCCCAGCGUUAGCAGACCGGAGUCGGAGGGAUGGAGGCGCCAAUGCCCCCCCACAGCACAACCCGCUGGCAGGCCGGGCGCCUUACGUCGGCAUGGUGACAAAGCCAUCCAAUGAGCAGUCGCAGGACUUCUCCAUCCAUAACGAAGACUUCCCAGCUCUCCCCGGGCCCAACUACCAGACUAAAGACCCCACCAGCACCAGUGAAGACACCAAAACGAAUCUGAACUCGUCGGGAAAGACCUCAUCCAGCUCCGAUGGUCCAAAGUUUCCUGGUGAUAAAAGCUCCGCUCCAAACAACAACAACCAGCAGAAGAAAGGGAUUCAGGUGCUUCCCGACGGCCGUGUGACCAACAUCCCCGUCGGCAUGGUAACGGAUCAGUUUGGAAUGAUUGGUUUGUUGACGUUCAUCAGGGCAGCGGAAACGGAUCCCGGCAUGGUUCACCUCGCCCUGGGCUCAGACCUCACCACGCUUGGCCUCAACCUCAACUCACCCGAGAACCUUUAUCCGAAGUUUGCAUCGCCCUGGGCGUCCGCGCCGUGUCGGCCGCAGGACAUCGACUUCCACGUCCCCUCAGAAUAUCUAACCAACAUCCACAUAAGGGACAAGUUAGCAGCUAUAAAGUUGUCUCGGUAUGGCGAGGACCUGCUGUUUUAUCUCUACUACAUGAACGGAGGGGACCUCCUACAGCUCCUGGCUGCAGUAGAGCUCUUUAACAGGGACUGGAGGUAUCAUAAAGACGAGCGGGUCUGGAUCACCCGGGCCCCUGGAAUGGAGCCCACUCUGAAGACCAACGCCUACGAACGAGGGACCUACUACUUCUUUGACUGUCUGAUCUGGAGAAAAGUGGCCAAGGAAUUUCAUCUGGAAUACGACAAACUAGAAGAGCGACCUCACGUUCCCUCCACAUUCAACUACAAUCCUGCCCAGCAGGCCUUCUGAUUGGCUCUCCCUCCUUCCUGCCUGGCUGCCAUCAGCCCUCCUGGUUCAUCAGUCAACCCCCCCCCAAGGUUUUCGCUGCUCAACACUGGAACGAGUCUGCCCUGGUUGGGCUCAGGUCCAAGCCUCCUCUCCUUUACGUUUGCCUGUUACCUCUUCUGCUUCAGGUUCUUGUUUUAUCUACCGACUGACACACAAACUCUCCACCUGACAGCGGGACUCUUUUUACCCUCUCUGAUGAACUGAAUAUUUUUUCUAAAGAAGCUGAUUUUAACAGAAAACAGGAAGUAAUCUCCUGUCAGGAAGGAGAAUUUUGUGUCUCAACAGAAACAUUUUCCAGUUUUAUUCCAACAUUACAAAUCCGAGCAAAUCUCCUCAGACGCCCGACAGCCGGGAGACGUGCAGCCAUGUUUGUUGUAGCGCUAUUUUAUAAGAAAAGAGGAGAAAUAAAGAGUCUGUCUUGUUGCGUAAAGAAACAAGAGACAUGUUUGACCACGUGUUUCCUGUUAGGUUUGAAUGGGCUCACUCCAUUUUUACUUUUGCAUCAUAUUCAUGUUUAUUUAUUGUCAACAGAUCUUAAGCUGAGACUCAGGUCAACUUAAAGCGACGGCUCACAGGAAAGCCGGCGUGCUUUUACCGAACACGCGACCAGCCAGGCACGCCUAAAAGGAACUGGAGUCUCUCUUUGUCUUUGAUUUGUUAACAAUAAGACAUUUAAAUGAAAACAGGAGCACUUAAUGAAAUUCAGUCUGCUGCCGUCUUCCCAGAGUUUGAUACGUGGGAAAAGCGUUUUGUAACCAGUCCAGUUUUUUCUGUUAUCUCAGCAUAAACACUUUAAAUGUGCGUCUCUACACACGACCGUGUUUUUACAGAACAGAAUUAAAAAUGGCUGAGUCCGUGGUGUGGGUCCGCCGCGGCCCAUGAGCCUUGCAGCGGAGGCUCACGGCGGUGCGUUGUCCUAAUGUAGUCCCAACUCUGGUCGAUGUGAAUACCGACGUCACCAAGAACAAUUAGGGUCAUUAUCAUGACUUCUGCACAUUAAAUGCUAAUUGUUACUAGGGAUGCACCGAUGGAUCGGCAUUUGAUCCCAAUCGGCCGAUAGCGCCCCUAUCAGUUUUGAUCGGAGUUUUCAAAAUAGAUCAAAGCAGACCGAUCAGGUAGGGUUGUCACGGCAACCGGUGUAGCGGUAAACCCCGGUAAAAAAAGUUGACAAUGAUAAUAACCGUCUUGUUUUUAAAAAAAAAAACAUCAUCUCCGUGGGUUUACCGUGGCUGCGGUGUAGGCGCGGUGACCCUUACCAGCCACCGUAUCAUCUGCUGAAGUUGCCGGCGGCAAAUGCGCACUUUGUUGUUUACAACCAAAACUUUCUUGAAGCUAAAGCUGAAAUAAUGGCCAAAGGAGGAGACGGCAGCGCUCAGGACAUUUAUUAUCCCUCAAAGAAGACAAAGUGGGAAGUACGGGCAUGUUUUGGAUAUUUGAAGAAUGCCGAGGGACAGCUGAUAGAAGACGGCUAUCCUGUUUGCAGCACGAGCAGAAAAAGUGUCUGUGAAAGGCAGCAACGCUUCAAAUCUCAUGACACAUCUGCGUGACCGUCACCCACAACUCUACAGUAAACGCAAGGCAAGCUAACGUUAGCGCUUUAGCUAAAAUGUGUGAUCCGAGGAUUUGGGUUGAGGGAGAAUGCAACGAGUGGCUAUAUAAAGCAGCCGCAGCGCCGCUACCUGCAUAUAAACCGUGUCGCGGACACCGCCAUGUUGAAAUGAUGCUAUGCAUUACGGGGCUCCCAGGGGCAGAUAAGAGUUGGUCUCUCUCCGAGAAUAAUUAUGAAUUUAACAACGAUUACUGCCUGAUGACAUUUUCCCACAUCUGCAAAGCUCACUGGAAGGACACAAACCGAGGACGAUAUUUUCCUGAUAUAGGGUUUAUUACUCAAGUAAGGGUAAAAAAAAGUAUCUGGUUAGAAGGCUACUUGAGUACUGAGUAUCAUCUGAUCUAAUAUUUUUAAAAUGAUGACAUCAAACAGACAUAAAAUAAGAAGUUAUGGGCAAAUAUUGGUAUUUUAAAGACUAAAGGGGAAAAAUGUAAACAAAUAAACAACAUAAUUACAAAAUAACACAUUUUAGGCAAAAUUUAGACACAAACUGAGGACAAUAGUUUCCUGACAUACAGGGUUUAUGUAGUUGUGUGAAAAUGUAACACGUUUAAAAAAAUACCGCGAUAAUACUGAAAACUGUGGUAAUUUUGGUCACAAUAACCGUGAGGUUACAUUUUCACACCGUGACAACCCUAAUACACACCAUUUUAGAUUAGGUUACAUUUCCUUUAUUCCCAGAUUAUGUAGUUUGUAGCACUCAUUCUAAUGUUGUAGAAAAUUUCUGGCCAAUCCACGUGAUCGGUAUCGGUGAUCGGCAGCAAAAAACCUGAUCGGUGCAUUCACUUACAUUGUUUAUGCUAAGCUAAAGCUAACGGAAUAAUGGGGGGUUGGGAGAAUGACUGAGCUGGUCACAAAAUGCUCUUUUCUAACUCAGGAGUAGGACAGCAGACCAGAUUUCACUCGGGUGGAAUAUCCCUUUAAACAGAAGGAUUAUGGGAAAUGAUCAACUUCUAGAUCUAAAACUUAGAAUCCCGUUUUAUCAUCAUCUCACUGUUUUACAGUUUUAAUCCCGCUACCUUGUUUUUACUUCAGAUCCGUUUCCUUCCUUGUGGUUUUCCCUCUGCUCUUUGUGGACUUUUCCUCCUCAGCCGAACGGAGGUGAGAUGUUCUCGACGUCGACCUGAAAUCUGAUAGAAGAGCUGAAUGUAAACAAAACCAGCAACAAGCAGCAUCACCAACGGCUUCUCUUCCACGUCAGUUUGACUGCUUUUGUUUAGGAUCUUUUAGAUCAUCAGAUUGAUUGUUCUCAGGGUCAGAAGCAGUUCUAAUGCUGAGCUCAUUUACAGCUGGCUGUAAUUAAUAAAAGUGUUAAUGAUUUAAAUCUUUGCAAGACAACAGAACAUCUCAUCUCACCAUAAAUUAACGUUUUCUUUGAGGAUCUGUUCUGAACACAACCAAACCAACCCUUUGGUGGUUAGGUUUGACCUCCCCACCAGGAGGCGCUGGUGCUCAGCGCUGUGUAGAUGUUCUGAAUGUGCAAACGCAGAUUCCAGGCAGCAAAAACAACAAAAUGAGGAAUUCAUCCAAAAGAGGAGACCCCGCCUCCUCACCACGAUGCAAUACUCCUGUUACCAUGGAGACGAUGAAAACAGCUCGAUCACACAAGCCAAGGACCCAUGUGACCCCUCUGGGAAGAUUUGAUUGGUGGACUGAGGGACUUGGCCGUGGCUGUUUUGUCAAAUAUGGCAGCUAGUGUUUUAUUAGAAAAAGAAUAAAUAAAUAAAUAUUCUGAUAAUGAAAGUCAAAA
Nothobranchius furzeri (turquoise killifish) is the source of this 5243-nucleotide messenger RNA. Its product is annotated as CCR4-NOT transcription complex subunit 2. NCBI's taxonomy places the organism in Eukaryota, Metazoa, Chordata, Actinopteri, Cyprinodontiformes, Nothobranchiidae. Gene Ontology annotation, biological process: regulation of DNA-templated transcription; regulation of stem cell population maintenance; nuclear-transcribed mRNA poly(A) tail shortening. The record is from RefSeq and is a predicted model, not a curated record. Gene Ontology annotation, cellular component: P-body; CCR4-NOT core complex.